This is a messenger RNA of Pogoniulus pusillus (Red-fronted tinkerbird), 1063 nucleotides long. Its product is annotated as spidroin-1-like. Lineage: Eukaryota; Metazoa; Chordata; Aves; Piciformes; Lybiidae. The coding region runs from base 1 to 981 and encodes 326 amino acids. The record is from RefSeq and is a predicted model, not a curated record. The transcript has 2 exons.
AUGAGGGAGCCUGAGGCCGUGGGGUCUCCCUGGGGCCAGAGCCGUCAGCAGCCGCUGAGUGCCGCAGCUGCCAUUCAGGCCUGCUGUGAGGGCAGCCACGGCCGCGGCUGGCACCGUGCGGGGCCCCGAGCCGCUCAGCACGCCCCGGGCCCUCGGCUGGGCUCUCUCGGCCGCACGGCGCUGGGGCCGCAGGCUCUGCCCGCCUCAGGCGCAGCGGGGCCGGGCCGGGGCUGGCUGCAGCCCGAGGCGGUGCCAGGCACCGGCAGCACUGCAGCCCCCAGGGGGCGCUGCGCGGAGCGGGCGGAGCGCGGGAGGGAGGGGCGGGGAGGGGCUGGCCGCGGGGGCGGGAGCGGGUGGGGCGCGAGGCGCUCCGCAGCCAAUGGGAGGCUGCGCUCGGCCCUUGACCAAUCAGCGCGGGGGGCGUGGUCGGCGGCCCCGUUGGAGAGUGCUGCGGAGGAAGCAGCCGGAGAGGGGCGCUGGGAGCUGGCAGCGGAGCGGGACCGGAGCGGCUGCGAGCGCAGAGCCGGGGCAGGGCGAAGCUCGGAGUCUCUCAGCCCCACAGCCGCCAGUGAGGCAGGGAGCAAAGCAGGAGCCUGCAGCACCGAGAGGCGGCGAGCGAGGCUCUUGAGACGCCUGGCAGUGGCUCCGGGGGCAGAGCCGGCCCGGCCCAGGCGAGCCUCGCCACGGCCCUCGGCGGCUGCCGUCCGACUCCGUCCCGCCGGCGGGAGCCGCCCCGAGCCCUGCAGGCGUCCGGCCGCGGUGCUCGGCGACGGAGGCUGCCGGUGGAGGCCAGCGGCAGCGAGACGCCAGCGGCGGCAGCCUGCAUCGCCUCUGCUUCUCCCAGCCGGCAGAGGUGAGUGGCAGAGAGUCGGCGCCCAGAGGCUGGGGGCGAAGGAGCAGUGGGGGUGGGCAGUGCCCCGUGGCAAAGCUGCCACGGCCUCGGCUGGCAGAGCCGGCAAAGGGCAGCACGGGCACAGCUGAGGGGAUUUUCCCAGCUGGGGCCAGGCUCUGGCUGCCUUUGUCGGCCUCUCCAUAGCCCCUUAGAGGAUCGCUGAACUCUGAG